AUGGACAGCCCAACCCAAGCCAGCCCACACCCUACCAAACCCAUACCAACCCAGCCCAACCCAAGCCAGCCCACACCCUACCAAACCCAACCCAGCCCAACCCAAGCCAGCCCACACCUUACCAAACCCAACCCAGCUCAACCUAAGCCAGCCCACACCCUACCAAACCCACCCCAGCCCAACCCAAGCCAGCCCACACCCUACCAAACCCAUACCAACCCAGCCCAACCCAAGCCAGCCCACACCCUACCAAACCCAACCCAGCCCAACCCAAGCCAGCCCACACCCUACCAAACCCACCCUAGCCCAACCCAAGACUGCCCACACCCUACCAAACCCACCCCAGCCCAACCCAAGCCAGCCCACACCCUACCAAACCCACCCCAGCCCAACCCAAGCCAGCCCACACCCUACCAAACCCAACCCAGCCCAACCCAAGCCAGCCCACACCCUACCAAACCCAUACCAACCCAGCCCAACCCAAGCCAGCCCACACCCUACCAAACCCAACCCAGCCCAACCCAAGCCAGCCCACACCCUACCAAACCCAACCCAGCCCAACCCAAGCCAGCCCACACCCUACCAAACCCACCCCAGCCCAACCCAAGCCAGCCCACACCCUACCAAACCCACCCCAGCCCAACCCAAGCCAGCCCACACCCUACCAAACCCACCCCAGCUCAACCUAAGCCAGCCCACACCCUACCAAACCCAACCCAGCUCAACCUAAGCCAGCCCACACCCUACCAAACCCAACCCAGCUCAACCCAAGCCAGCCCACACCCUACCAAACCCAACCCAGCCCAACCCAAGCCAGCCCACACCCUACCAAACCCACCCCAGCUCAACCCAAGCCAGCCCACACCCUACCAAACCCACCCCAGCCCAACCCAAGCCAGCCCACACCCUACCAAACCCAACCCAGCCCAACCCAAGCCAGCCCACACCCUACCAAACCCAUACCAACCCAGCUCAACCCAAGCCAGCCCACACCCUACCAAACCCAACCCAGCCCAACCCAAGCCAGCCCACACCCUACCAAACCCAACCCAGCCCAACCCAACUCAACCUAAGCCAGCCCACACCCUACCAAACCCAACCCAGCUCAACCCAAGCCAGCCCACACCCUACCAAACCCAACCCAGCCCAACCCAAGCCAGCCCACACCCUACCAAACCCACCCCAGCUCAACCCAAGCCAGCCCACACCCUACCAAACCCACCCCAGCCCAACCCAAGCCAGCCCACACCCUACCAAACCCACCCAACCCAACCCAAGCCAGCCCACACCCUACCAAACCCAACCCAGCUCAACCCAAGCCAGCCCACACCCUACCAAACCCAACCCAGCCCAACCCAAGCCAGCCCACACCUUACCAAACCCAACCCAGCUCAACCUAAGCCAGCCCACACCCUACCAAACCCACCCCAGCUCAACCCAAGCCAGCCCACACCACAAAACUGCCCUACAAAACAUGCCCACACGGACAGCAAGGGCGUGGGCGUGGGUAUGGGCCGUAGGUGUGGGGCUAAAACUAGUGCUGGGGGCGUGAGAUGGGUGGUCCAGCUGACGCGGCAAACGGCUCUCACCAUCACGACACGCAACCCUCACCCCCCAUGGCACUCAACUCUCACCCCCCAUGGCACUCAACUCUCACCCCCCAUGGCACUCAACUCUCACCAUCACGGCACUCAACUCUCACCAUCACGGUACUCAACCCUCACCUCAUCUCCUCUCCCUCAUCGCCUGACACCCAACCCUCACCUCAGCCUCUCCUGA
Portunus trituberculatus (swimming crab) is the source of this 1779-nucleotide messenger RNA. Its product is annotated as vegetative cell wall protein gp1-like. The record is from RefSeq and is a predicted model, not a curated record. The coding region runs from base 1 to 1779 and encodes 592 amino acids. Lineage: Eukaryota; Metazoa; Arthropoda; Malacostraca; Decapoda; Portunidae. The transcript has 5 exons.